This is a messenger RNA of Umbelopsis ramanniana AG, 3081 nucleotides long. RefSeq lists its product as uncharacterized. Lineage: Eukaryota; Fungi; Mucoromycota; Umbelopsidomycetes; Umbelopsidales; Umbelopsidaceae. Gene Ontology annotation, biological process: monoatomic anion transport; transmembrane transport. Gene Ontology annotation, molecular function: mechanosensitive monoatomic ion channel activity; calcium ion binding. The coding region runs from base 382 to 2874 and encodes 830 amino acids. The transcript is spliced from 8 exons. Gene Ontology annotation, cellular component: plasma membrane. The record is from RefSeq and is a predicted model, not a curated record.
CCCGGGUCUUACAUUUAAACGCAUGUCUAGAAAACAUUGCCUUCAUUGAAAUGAAAGAUAGUUGUCUAACAUAAUCUAUGCAUAGAUGAUCAAAUCUACCCUGAUAAUAUAAGCGUGUUUGAUCUGAAUUGAGCACCACGCGUUGAAAUGAAUAAUGCAAGGAUCUAUGAGACAGAGUCGCAUGCCCUUGAGUAGAAAGAACGCUCUAGUAUGGGAAAGUACAUUCGGUAUCAUGUAACCGAAAUGAUUUAAACACAUCACGCAUUUUAAACGAGACUGUUGUGAUCGCCGCCUCAUAAACAGUAAAGUGACAUUUUAUCAACAUAUUGGUUUUGUAAAAACAGCGCUUGUCCCUUUCAUUUUCUGUUUCUCUCACAGGAAAUGACUGUUUCAAACGACCAUGGAGAAGACACUGACCUUGAGAAGGAUAUAGCAGCUUAUAAUCGCAGUGUUCAACACCCAAAUGUUGCAGAAAGAGUACGCCAAUUGGUUUCUCCUCGCAGAAGCAAUGAACUGAAGCCACAGCAUGUUUCGUUUGCGUUCAACCCUCAAUAUUCUAUUUCCACACCAUCUUUAUCGUCAGUACCCCAGAUUAUUGUCACCAAUUCACCCUUGCAACAAUCAAAUAACUCUCAAGGCUUAGCACAAGCUAUAGCAAUGCCAAGUACUAUCGAAAGACCACAUACUUCCCCACCUGCCACUCCGACUAUGCCUAGCCCCGUAAUAUCGGAAGAUAUUGAUUAUACUCCGAGAACAUCCAUUGAAGACUAUGAACGGCAACGAAGAAAAUACAAAACAAAUUAUGUUGCAGACACGGACGACGAAGAUGAUAGAAUGUCCAACGUAGAUACUUUGUACGGCUCGGCAUCGGUGUACUCGGAAGAUGAGGAUGACGAACCGGUUGCAAGCUUUUCAUGCCGGUGCUGUCCGUCAUGGUGGCUACAGAGAUCCAAGCUGUUUCGAAGGAUUGUCACCAACGCAUUGGUUUUCAUUUUAAUCUUCGUCCCGGGCAUUGUUACGAGGCUAGUUGUCUCGAAAGAUUAUACCAUAUUGGAUAUUCCUAUUGACCGCUGGACGGAAUUUCUUUGCUUGGUUUUCUUUGGUUUGCACGUUUCCAGACUAUUCGUCUACGUAGUCCUCAAGAUAACAUGGCUAUCCACCGCUGGAAAAGCACAAGCUAGGAUUGAAAUGCUACAAUUUGUGCAAAUCAACAUUGCCCUUUGCGUCUGGUCAGUUGUAUGCUUAUCUGGCUGGCAUUACAUAAUCAAAGCACCUGCAUGUCCAGAUAAUCAAUGUGGGGAUGUAGGGAAAUUAUUUGCCAUUAUUGGUAACGCCAUUGAAAGUCUAGUCUGUGCAUGCUUUGCAUUCUGCUUAGAGCGUAUCGCAUUGACGCAGGUAUCCACAAUUUUCAAGAAGGGGGCUUAUCACGACCGAAUAGUACAGUGCCGGUUUGAGGCAGACAUGAUGGAAGCCAUGCUCAAAUGCCGACAUAUCGACCGAGUGGAGCGAAAAAUGGCCAAGUCGCAAGGCCGAAGACCAUCUGGCAGUGAUAUGUUUGAUCUGAAUGUCUCAAAUGCCAGUACGAGGCACAACUUUGGCCAAGUUCUAAAGUCGCAGCCAGAAUACCCAUCUCAACUUGUUCACUGUUCAUCAGAAUCACAAUUUGGAGCAGCACCAUCGAUUGCAACCAGAAUAAGCGUAGAGCUUGAAGAAAAACUGCGAAAGCCUUCAAAGGCUGGUUUAAUUAUUCCAGAAUGUCUCCUUGACGGAAACAGUAGUCAGUAUGGGGAUCGGAAACCAGCAAAUAUCAAUAUGACACAGAUGGCAAAGUACAUUCGCCAAAUUCGCAGCAAAAAAUUACUCAAUGUGAUUGGAUCAAUAGAAGAUUCAAACAAGUAUGCCAAGAAGAUCUUUUUCCGAAUAUGCCCCCGAAACAGAGCCUAUAUAGUACCAGAUGACUUUCAGAGAGUUUUCCAUUCAAAGCAUACUCAAGAAUUUGCCUUCCAAUUGCUGGACAAAGAUAUGGAUGGCAAAAUUACUUUAACAGAUAUGCGGGAAGCCGUAAGACGGACGUAUAAGGAAAGAAGAAACUUGGCAAAAACGUUAUCGGAUCUAGAGAGCGCAAUUCACAAACUUGAUAUCAUCUUCAAGACCAUAACUACAGUGCUGCUGCUGCUGGUGACCAUGUUGGUGUUUGAGGUCAGCGUUGUCAGUAUUAUCGCCUCAUUUUCUUCGGUGUUUGUGAGCAUGGCGUUUAUACUGGGUAAUUCGGCCAAAAAUGCUUUUGACUGCCUAGUCUUUCUUUUCAUUGUGCAUCCAUUCGACGUCGGAGAUCGCAUCAUUCUGGACAACAGAAUUUAUAUAAUCCACAAAUUACAUAUAUUAACAACAGUGCUUGAGAGAGGUGAUGGCCUGUACUUUUAUGUUGCAAAUCAUAUCCUUGCUCAGCAGUUCAUCGCCAACAUCAGGCGUUCAGGUGACAUGGUGGAGGAGAUUCGACUUGACUGCAACAAAUUAACGUCAGCUGCCCAAAUAUACGCUUUGAGAACCAGCCUUGGAGAGUUCAUUACUCGCGACUCCGAAAUUGCCGACUACCGAAGUGCAGAUAUUAUCAUCGAUGGUGUUCUUGAUGGAUAUAGGUUGCGUAUCAAUAUUCAAAUGACUUGUCGAGGAAACUUCCAAGACGCAACCCGCAAGAACCGCCGUAAAGUCCGUCUGUUCCUAUUCUUGCAAGACCAGAUUCGUGAUAUUGGAAUAGACUGUCGCCCAAUGACAGUAGUGGACUCAUCCAUAAUACAGGAAUAUGACAAGUACCAGGCCGCUGACCCAGUCAUAAGCGAAGCUCAAAAAAUAGCCCAAUCUGUCCGAGGCUAAUCGUAGGCUUUAUCUUAACCCCUAUUGUAUGCUCAUUUUUCAUUACCUUGUAUAAUAAUGGCACUAUCGUCCAAGUAUACCACAUUUGUGCCAUGUUUAACUAUUUCUACGGUUACUGGUCAUAAGCAAUCGAUUCGCAUAUUUCAUAAACUUCAGCAUCUUUCUCCUACUCCAUCAAGUAUAGCGUACAGCACACAGUGGGGUUUG